AUGUCCCGAGUGAACGGAAAUACGGGUAAGGACGUCAACAAUGUUGCUGAUAAAUAUAUAGCUGGGAGUUCAAUGGCAGGAAUGAAUAAUCUCCCUUCAAAAACAGUUCCUGGCAAACGGAUUCCAAAUAAAAUGGUACCAAGUAAGACUGUGCCUGGGAAGCGCAUACCAGGAAAGAGUAUUCCAGGUAAGACUAUCGCAGGCAAGACUGUGGUAGGGAACUCAAUGGUUCAAAAUAAUCCGUCAAUGCCCAAUGCAAAUAAAAUUAGAGGCGAUAAUACUACUCCUGCUGAUAAGAAUUUUACACUACAGGCAAAUAAUCCAAAUGUUAAUGACAAGGUUAGACAAGGAAACACCAUCAAUAACAACAAAAACAAUAAUGCAAGGAAUAAUAACAUGGAGAACAACCAAUCCCAACUCCAUAGCCAAUAUCCUUCUAAUGAUAUCAAUAGAUUACUAUUGGAAUUUCUAAACAAAAAGGGGUUUCAUAGAAUGGAAGUGAUGUUAAGAACAGAGAGUUCAAGAACUUUAACACCACAUAAUUACAAUUCUCCAGCAUUACCUAAAUACUCUAAUUUUAUCUCACCAGAAGAGAAUUCACAGCUCCUUUCAAAAUACAAGUCGACAAUUAGACCGGUUACAAAUCCGUAUCAAUCAACUCCCACAAAGAGAGAUUCGGAAGGUAAUCCGAUUCGCAAUAAAUCAGGCGAUUCUAUUAAUGUAGACGAUUAUAGAACAUAUCUUAGAAGUUUUAUCUUACUGAAAAAUUGGAUUUCAAAAAGUUUAUCAAUUCAUAAACCAAUUCUAACUGAUUUAGUUUUAUAUCCAGUAUUUGUCAUUAUGUUGAUAAAAUUUUACAGAUUAAAAAAUAUUGAAAUAUUGAAGAAAUUUUAUGAAGAAAACGUUAAAUUAGUCAUUGGAGAAAGUAAUAAAUUAAUAAUAAUAAAUCUAUAUGACGAUUUAAUUAAAUCAUCCAAUGAUAACUUAGAAGAUGAAAAAAAAGAAAAAACCAAUGAAUUCGAUCAAUAUAAUUUCCAAAUUUCCAUAUCACAACAGUUGUUUUUUUCUCUAAUAUCACACUUAAUGAAUAAUUAUAAACUUGGUGGCCAGAUUAUUCUGGGUUGUAUUUUUAGUAGAAUUGAAGUUCAAUUAGUUCAAUCGUUAAAGAAUAAUUCAAUUGAGUUAGUGAAGCAUAAUCAUGAAAAUGAAACUAAAGACUCUAAACAAGUCCAAUCAGACCAUACUUUCGAGAAUCUUUCAAAAGAGGGAGAAGAAAUAUCCAAAACAGAAGCUUCUGAAAAACUAGAGAAUGAGAGUGGUAACGACCUUAACAUCAAAGCUGAUAAAGAGAACGACGAAGCAGCUACAGACGAAAAUAUUCAAGACGAUGAUAUUGCUGAUAAAGACGAAAAAGUUAAAUCUGAAAUUCAGGUGGAUGAAAAAACUAGCAAUUCUGAAGUAAAAGUGAACGAAGAUGAUAGGAAUUCUCCAAUUAAUAAUGACAAGAAAGUGAACAGUGGUGAAAAGGGAGAACAACGGCCAAUGAAAGAACCUAAGAGUGAAGGCAAUGCUAAUUUAAACCCAAACAAUGAAAAAAAUGCAGCUCCUGAAGAUCAGAAUGAAGCUCAUACAUCUUUGCAGAGAUCAAAAGAAGACUUGGAGAAGGAGUCUGAGUCUAGAGUUUUAGAAAACGAAUUGAAUGACAAGCACAGAAUGCAAGUUGAUGAUAAUAAAGAAAAAGAAAAUGCAGAGAAGGAAAACAAGGAUACUCUAACAGAAUCACUACCAUCAUCCUCUGAUCUUCAAGAUGAGAUGAAUGGGGCAAACCAAGUAAAUGAUAAUACUGAAGAUGUAGUCAAUGUGAAAAAAUCUCCAAACUCUCUUGAACAGUCAGUGUAUAUUCAAGAUAAAGAAGACCCUUCAAAUGAUAAUUCGAAUGCCACUGUGAAUCUGAAUACAAAAACUGCAACAAAAGAGUCCAUAAAAUCGACAAUUUCUGUAUCGAAACUUCAAGGCAAAAUAAAAAAAUUCCAAGAAUUAGCAAAAUCAUUACAUUAUCUAGGCUGUCAAACUUCACUCCCAAGUGUUAGCAUGUAUACUUAUACUAAUACUGAAAAGAAUAUGUCAUCUCUUGACUUUAGCAGUGAUUAUACACUAGCGGCUACAGGAUUUCAAGACAGUUACAUAAAAAUUUGGUCUUUGGAAGGUACUUCAAUUAAUGAAAAUGAACAGAAUUAUAGUCAAAUCAAUUCAAUAUUUAAAACUUUGGUUGGUCAUUCCGAUGCUGUAUAUUCCGUUAAUUUCAGUCCAUGUAAUAGAUUUUUACUUUCUGGUUCUGGAGAUAAAACUGCAAGACUUUGGUCUACGGACACGUAUAAAGGAUUAGUGUCAUAUAAAGGCCAUGAAAAACCAAUUUGGGAUGUGAACUUUUCACCUACUGGUAACAAUUUAUUUGCCACAGCCUCGAGUGAUAAUACUGCAAGAGUAUGGUCAUGCGAUCGUGUAUACCCUGUUAGGAUAUUAGCUGGUCAUUUGAGUGACGUUGAUUGUGUUUCUUUUCAUCCAAAUGGCCAGUAUGUAUUUACAGGUUCCAGCGAUAAGACAAGCAGAAUGUGGGAUUUAAGCAGUGGUGACUCAGUCAGAUUAUUUAUCGGACACUCUUCUGCUGUUACGGCAACUGCAGUUUCACCGGAUGGCAGAUGGUUGUCUACAGCCAAUGAAGAUGGUACCAUUACUGUUUGGGAUAUUGGAAGUGGAAAAAAGCUAAAAAGCAUGCGUGGUCAUGGUAAGAAUUCUAUCUAUUCAUUAUCUUAUAACAAGACUGGUAAUAUUUUAGUAAGUUCUGGUGCUGAUAAUUCUGUAAGAGUUUGGGACAUUAAGAAAAAUACCCAUGAGCCAAGUUUAGAACCAGAGGAAAUAUAUCCAGGAUUAGGGAAUGACAACGUUACAUCUAUGAAUCAAGACAUCAAAGAAUAUGGUAGACGCAGAACAAUUGUGGCUACCAAUGAUUUGAUGGCCACCUAUUUCACUAAAAAAACGCCUGUAUAUAAAGUUAAAUAUACUUCAGCAAAUCUAUUAUUAGCUGGUGGAGCAUCAAUUGCUUAA
Molecule: messenger RNA, 3105 nt
Organism: Tetrapisispora phaffii CBS 4417
Lineage: Eukaryota; Fungi; Ascomycota; Saccharomycetes; Saccharomycetales; Saccharomycetaceae
Exons: 1
Coding region: 1-3105 (1034 amino acids)
Biological process (GO): transcription initiation at RNA polymerase II promoter
Cellular component (GO): transcription factor TFIID complex
Molecular function (GO): protein binding; RNA polymerase II general transcription initiation factor activity
Source: RefSeq, a predicted model, not a curated record